Messenger RNA from Phacochoerus africanus (Common warthog), 3141 nucleotides. RefSeq names its product testis expressed 261 (gene TEX261). Gene Ontology annotation, cellular component: Golgi membrane; COPII-coated ER to Golgi transport vesicle; endoplasmic reticulum membrane. The transcript has 6 exons. Gene Ontology annotation, biological process: endoplasmic reticulum to Golgi vesicle-mediated transport. The record is from RefSeq and is a predicted model, not a curated record. NCBI's taxonomy places the organism in Eukaryota, Metazoa, Chordata, Mammalia, Artiodactyla, Suidae. Bases 84 to 674 code for a protein of 196 amino acids. Gene Ontology annotation, molecular function: COPII receptor activity.
CGGCAGCGGUGGCGGCGGCUCCGUGUCGCCGGAGCCGGAGCGCGCAGGCCCGUCCCGGCGGUCGGGGGGCAGGCGGGGGCGCCAUGUGGUUCAUGUACGUGCUGAGCUGGCUGUCGCUCUUCAUCCAGGUGGCCUUCAUCACGCUGGCGGUCGCGGCUGGACUCUACUACCUGGCAGAACUGAUAGAAGAAUACACAGUGGCCACCAGCAGGAUCAUAAAAUACAUGAUCUGGUUCUCCACAGCCGUGCUGAUCGGCCUCUACGUUUUUGAGCACUUCCCGACCGGCAUGAUUGGCGUGGGCCUCUUCACCAACCUUGUCUACUUUGGCCUCCUCCAGACCUUCCCCUUCAUCAUGCUGACCUCGCCUAACUUCAUCCUGUCGUGCGGGCUAGUGGUGGUGAAUCAUUACCUGGCGUUUCAGUUUUUUGCAGAGGAAUAUUAUCCUUUCUCAGAGGUCCUGGCCUAUUUCACUUUCUGUCUGUGGAUAAUCCCGUUUGCCUUCUUUGUGUCCCUGUCGGCUGGGGAGAACGUCCUGCCCUCCACCAUGCAGCCAGGAGAUGAUGUGGUCUCCAAUUACUUCACCAAAGGCAAGCGGGGCAAGCGCUUAGGGAUCCUGGUUGUCUUCUCCUUCAUCAAAGAGGCCAUUCUACCCAGUCGGCAGAAGAUAUACUGACCCCCUGGGGAGGGGAUGCUGGGCGGGAUCAGGAGGAUCAGGCCCCCGGGCCUCUGCACUAGGUGGUGGCCGGGAGCCGGAAGGCACGUCCCCCCAACCCUGGCCCCCCUUCCCUCGACACCCCUAGAAGCCCCUGACCCCACCCUCCUGGGGAGGCUCAGCUUGGCACAGAUCUGAUACCGCCAAAGGCCGAGACCUCAGAGGGCGCCGGGGGAGGGGAGGUGUGGUGCCUGCUUUGCAGGAGGCCGAGUCCACCUGGGGGUGCAGAAGCUGAGCUCCAGUGGCCCUCCUGCCCCUUCCUGGACUGGGAGUUCCGGCUUGGCCAGGGCAUGCAGGGCCGGGGCCAUGACGCUGGAGAGCAGACAGUGCCGGGUUCUCUGGGCAGAUGGCCGUGGGGAGGGGCCACAGCUUGGCCCUUGCAAGAGAAAGUUUUUGCUGUUGAACUGUGAUUUCUGCCCAAGUGCUGAUUCCCAUUUGAAUAAAGAUUCUAGGUGGCACUGUUUGCCUUAAUACCCUGAAAGUUCAUCUUCCUUUCUGCCUGCUGAUCUUCCACCUUGGACAGACUUUUCUGCGCCAGGGACUCCUUUUCUGGGUUUGAGUCUUGCCCUUCAAGGGACUGUUCCUGUGGCCCUUAGUGGGAAGGAGGCAGAGAUGAGGAGCUGAGCCUGCUCAGGGGGUGGGGAGUGUCGGGCCCCCCUUCUUCCAUCUUUUCUUCCCCCGAGGCUCCCCCGUAACUGGCAGGCUGGGGACAGGGUGGGACUGGGUUAGAUUUUCAGAGGAGAAUCUACAAUAUCCUAUUUAUAAGUCUUCCCCUAGAGAAGAGUGGUUUCUGGCUGAGUUCUGUCUCAGGCUCAAGGAGAAACAGGAUUAAAAAUAGGCUUUCAGGCAGCCUGGGCUACAGCUUGUUUUGUAAGAAAUGGGACUGGUGGGAGAAGCUGUUUGUCACUCUAAGAGCACACAUGGGCCAGCCCUCUUCUGAGUGCUCCUGGCUCCUGGGGAGGUGACCUCCGUCUUCUAAGAAGGCAGGCCAGUCCUGGGCACGGACCAGCAUUGGUUGACCUUGUACUCCAACUACAGUGCCUUGCAAGUACUCAGCAGUGCAUAUGGGAAUGAAGUCCCCACAAGAGCCAUUACUGGCCACGUCCUAUACCUCACAGCAAGGCUGGCAGGUGCAGAGAUGGAUUGCACAUAUGUGGUACCUUUAAACCACUGGGAAAAUCUCUGUGCUUGGAAAUCUUUACCACCUGCCUUGGGUCCCACCAUAGCCCUUCAUUUCCUUGGCUUUUGCACUCCUAGUCUCUUAAAAACACCAGCCUUCCCCUUUCCCUGGGAGGAGAAGCACCUUUUGGCCCUCUCUCGGUGGCACUGAGAUUGCCAGCUCUUCUGUCCUGUGCAGAUAAGGAUGGACAAGGUAGAGGACACUGGUGGGCUGGGGUCUUUAUUUCUCUCCCCAGUGGUGUGCCAGUGGCCUUGUGCUAAAUGCAGCCCCUCUUCAUAUCUCCUCUUGCUGGAUCUCUGCAGCAUCUGGCAGGCUGAUGGCGCCCGGUUCCUGGCUGGCGCUUCCUUAGCACUCUGCAGUUCCCGGCAGGUCCUGUGCUGGCUCCUCCACUCACCCCAUGCACAGUGUGGUUUCUCAGGGUUCUGUCAUGGGUUCCCUGGAGGAGCCCAUCCACGGCUAUGGCUUCAAGUAUUUGAGAGCUGACCUCCAGCCCCAGCAUCCCUCUCGGUCUUCUGAAGCACAGUGUGCUGCCUUUGGGCACACAGACAACUCUCGUGGCUCAGAAAGCACUUGUCCUCCACGAACCUGCCUCGUGUGGGUCCCUGCCUUGGCCCCACGAUCACUCAGGAGCCCGACCAGAAGCCUGCUUUCUCUUUCUGCCCCCACAUCCAGUCUCUAACAACUGUCAAGUUUACCAUCUGAGCAUUUCUUGUUAGGAGCCGCUCCCACUGGCUUUCCCCUGGAUUAUUGUGACAGCCUCCUGCUUCUCUGUCCCCCAGCCAGAGUAGUCUUUCUCAUGCAGAGCUGACCCAGUCACUCCCUGGCCUACAACCUUCCAUGGCUCCGAACUGCCCUCAGGUAAAACCCAGACUCUUGAGCAUGGCUUCAGAGACUCACGGUGUCGUGGUUCUCGCCUGCCUCUCUGGCCUCAUCACUUGCCCCUCGCACUCUGAUCCUCAGCCUCCUGUAUCCAGAGAAGCCACUUUGAUUUCCCUUUCUCCUAUCCUCUUACUCUCCUUCUCUGUCAAUUCUCAGCUUAGAUUUCACUUCUUCCAGGAAGGCUGAACGCCCCUUCUCCCUCCAGCACCCACACAUCACUCUGGGCUUACUUGCCUACUUCCUGGUCUCUCUCCCUCACUAGACUGUAAGCUCCUUGAGGGCAGGGAUUGGCCUUCAAUUUUUGUAUCAACAGUGCCUAGCUUGGCGCCUGGCACAUAGAAAGUACUUAAUAAACGUUUGUUUAAUGAA